Nematocida ausubeli is the source of this 915-nucleotide messenger RNA. RefSeq lists its product as uncharacterized. Lineage: Eukaryota; Fungi; Microsporidia. Gene Ontology annotation, molecular function: protein binding. The coding region runs from base 1 to 915 and encodes 304 amino acids. The record is from RefSeq and is a predicted model, not a curated record. The transcript has a single exon.
AUGCUCCUUAGAGUUGGGCUGCAGCAAUGUUACGACGAAAAUUGCUUUAACAAUCAAAAAGAAGGAGUGAUUACAACGGAGGAACUAUAUGUGCAACCUAGCAAAACAUACUGCAACAAGUGCAUCGAUGGCGGUUUAGAUUAUGUCUACACAAGUGAUAUUAUGUUUAACAAAGAAGGGGUCUGGCAAAGCAAUCUUAAGCUAAACAUAGGCGAAUUAGUGGAAGACUCGCUGAUUCUGCGGAAAAUCAAAAGAAGAGGAUUUAUUCAGAAUGGUGCAUCGUAUUACGGACUGUUUUCCAAGAAGGAGUACAGCCCGAAUGAGAUUGUUGGCUUUAUAGGGGGUGCAAUUAGCAACAUAAACAUGGUGGGGACAGGAAAUGCAAGAAAAGCAAAAAGUCCUAGUAGAUGUUUUAUAUUUAGAGACUGCGGGCUAGUGAUUGACUCCAGGAAAAGUGGUAAUCUGGUGCGCUUUAUUCGUCGUUCUUGCCGGCCCAAUGUUGCAAUAUCCUUGGAGGUUUGCGAGGAGGGAUGGAAGGGUCAUCCGCCUCUAAAGAAGAAUCCUUUUUUGGUGACAGCAAUCCGUGCAAAGCUCUAUGCGCUUUCCAGAAUUGAGAGUGCUCAGGAGCUGUUCAUAGGGAACGACUAUUCAUCGCAUGCCAGCGAGGAAUGGAUGUCCACAGAGCUUGAUGUAACGGGUGAUGAUCUUGUAGAUUCUUGCUCCUGCAACUCCAAGUGGAGCUGCUUCUUCAGGAAUAAGCUGCCGCAGGAGAAGACCAAGCAAGUGAAAAUCAAGUCAAAAAUAUCCCCAAUUUUUGUGAGAAUGAAGAAGUACACAAAAGAGAAGGUUCCAUUCACACCGUCUGACAUGGCGUACGUUCUCAACCGAAAGUGCACUUUCAUUAAAAGUCCCUAG